GGAAACGGACACGUCAGUGCCGCCAGCGACGUCACCAUGCCCGACCCAGCCCGCCGACGCACGAUUGGGUGCUGAGGCCGCUUACGCGUCGCGCUUCCUCGUCUGCUCCGCAUGUUCAGGGCGGCUUGCUCUCUUUUCCCCUCGGCAGAGAAGAGGCGAUGGCGGCGAUGGCAUCUUUCGGCGCCCUGGCGCUACUCCUGCUGUCCGGCCUAUCUUGCUGCUCAGCAGAGGCCUGCCUGGAACCCCAGAUCACCCCUUCUUACUAUACAACUUCAGAUGCCGUCAUUUCUACAGAGACUGUAUUCAUCGUGGAGAUCUCACUGACCUGCAAAAACAGGGUCCAGAAUAUGGCUCUUUAUGCCGACGUUAGUGGAAAACAAUUUCCUGUAACCCGCGGCCAGGAUGUGGGUCGAUAUCAGGUGUCCUGGAGCCUGGAGCACAAGAGCGCCCAUGCAGGCACCUAUGAGGUCAGAUUCUUCGAUGAAGAGUCCUACAGCCUCCUAAGGAAGGCUCAAAGAAAUAAUGAAGACGUUUCCAUCAUCCCACCACUGUUCACAGUCAGUGUGGACCAUCGGGGUACCUGGAAUGGGCCUUGGGUCUCCACGGAGGUGCUGGCUGCAGCAAUUGGCAUAGUGAUCUACUACCUAGCUUUCAGUGCAAAGAGCCACAUCCAGGCCUGAGGGCAGCAACCUCAGCCCUCCAUUGCUUCUUUCAAUAAACAGUCACUAUUUGA
Messenger RNA from Rattus norvegicus (Norway rat), 733 nucleotides. RefSeq names its product signal sequence receptor subunit 4 (gene Ssr4). The record is from RefSeq and is marked provisional. Gene Ontology annotation, cellular component: membrane; endoplasmic reticulum; endoplasmic reticulum membrane. Lineage: Eukaryota; Metazoa; Chordata; Mammalia; Rodentia; Muridae. The transcript has 6 exons. The coding region runs from base 159 to 680 and encodes 173 amino acids.